Molecule: messenger RNA, 1161 nt
Organism: Closterium sp. NIES-67
Lineage: Eukaryota; Viridiplantae; Streptophyta; Zygnematophyceae; Desmidiales; Closteriaceae
Source: the annotation of a GenBank genome assembly
CAUACCACAGCCACCGGGCCAUAUUUUUAUAAGCGUGGUACUUCUCGUAUUUGGGUACCAGGCUACGAUUUACUUCGUACCCUUCUAAUCCAGGAAUCCCAUGACAACCCUACCUCAGGACACUUCGGCGUCGAUAAAACCACGAAGAUGUUGCAGCGGAAUUACUAUUGGCCGAACAUGGCCGAUGACGUGCGCAAGUACGUGUCCUCCUGCACUGCCUGCCAGAUCAUGAAAUCGUCGCAUCAGCGAGCAGCCGGACUACUACAGCCGUUGGACCCACCCGAGCGACCCUGGCAACACGUCACGAUGGACUACGUGACAGGACUGCCGGCCAGCCCCAGCGGAAACGACGCCAUCCUCGUGGUCGUUGACCGACUCACAAAAAUGGCGCACUUCAUCGCCUGCCAACAGACAAUCACCGCCGAACAAACUGCGCAGCUGUUCAUCGCGAACGUCAUCCGCCUGCACAGACUGCCCUUCGCCAUUAUUUCGGCCCGAGACCCAAAAUUCGCAUCGAAUUUUUGGCGCCACCUGUGGGACCAAUUCGGCACCAAACUCCAAUUCUCAUCCGCCUACCACCCACAAACCGACGGGCAGACCGAACGCGUUAACCAAACCAUGGAGCAGCUCAUUCGCACCACCUCUACUGACCCCUCGACAUGGGAGAAAUCCCUUCCACUACUCGAAUUCGCGUAUAAUAACGCGACCUCAGCGACAACCAAUCAAUCACCAUUUUUCCUCAACUACGGACAGGACCCGGUUGUACCCUCUACACCGAACAUCGAGUCACCAGUGCCCCGGUCCCAGAAAUUUGCUGACGACAUUCUCGCCACUCACGAAAAAGCAGCUGAGGCCAUCCGGAAAGCUAACCUAGUCGCAAGCCGACAAGCCGAUCGACAUCGACGCGACGUCACUUACAAAGUGGGAGAUCUUGUCCUUCUCGACACUCGCAAUUUGCGGCUGCCGAUCCCAAGCAAACUCCGACCCCGAUUCUGCGGACCUUUUCAAGUGACCAAUCUCGUGACACCUGUCACUGUCCACCUUCGGCUUCCGGCUGAUUGGCGCCAUCACCCGGCUUUCCACGUCAGUCUUCUCCGACCCUACGUCCUGAGUUCAUCGGACUUUGCACGCAACCCUUAGAGCCCACCAGCCGCCCAUUAC